Messenger RNA from Pochonia chlamydosporia 170, 354 nucleotides. RefSeq names its product antibiotic biosynthesis monooxygenase domain-containing protein. The transcript has 2 exons. The record is from RefSeq and is a predicted model, not a curated record. NCBI's taxonomy places the organism in Eukaryota, Fungi, Ascomycota, Sordariomycetes, Hypocreales, Clavicipitaceae. Gene Ontology annotation, molecular function: catalytic activity. The coding region runs from base 1 to 354 and encodes 117 amino acids.
AUGUCAGACUCAACACAAAUCUCUGUACACAUUAAAAUCACGGUCGACCCUGCUCAUGCGGAAACGUACCUCAACGCACUCAAGCCUGUGUUUACAGCAGUCAUUGCAGAACCUAGGAAUACUUUUUUUGAGGUGUACCAAGAUGAACAGAAUCCGGGAGUAUUCAAGCUAGUCGAGAAUUGGACCGCCUCGGUGGAAUACAUGAAAGAGGUUUUGAAGAAGGAGUACUAUGAGCCAUAUAGAGCCACGAUUAUGCCUCUCCUUCUUAAACCACUAGAAGUGGAAUUUUACACUCGUAUGCCCGGGAAUGAGUGGGUUAAUGUGCGGGCUGGAAUAUACCCUGACAGAAGCUAG